AUGAGAGCGGCGGAGGAACCGAAAGCGACAGCCCUGGCGAUAAGAAUAACGAUUAAAAAAAAAUGACCGCGAAAUGGGCGACGUUUAAUGUCAGAUCACUAAAAACAGGCUGUCGCGAAAGAUAGAAAUAAUCUGUUUUGGUGUUGUAGUUCUCUUUGGUAUAAAUUUGGCGUGGAGGCACCUCCCUGCCUGCCCUGCUCUUCGCCGGGGUGUGUGCUUGUUUUUCGGGUAGGCUCCAUCGCAUCACCGCGCUGCAGUGCGUUACUGUAACCGAGCAGAGGUGCCACGCCGCCGGCUACAGCUGCGCCGUCGGCCGAUACUAUGUCAAAAACAAAGAGAGACAAAGUAGCACUGCGAAAAAAUCCUGCUGAUCUAUGCAAUGAAAAAAUGGCAACUUUGGUCUCUACCAGCUGUGGUUUGUAGCCACAAAGAAGUGCAAGUGUACAGACAACUGUUUUGAAGUGGUGUUUGUGCCCGAUUUUAAAAAGCUUUGAUUUGCAGCACAACAGGCAGCCCGCAUGGAACGAGCAGGGAGCAUCCAACUUGAUAUUCCGGACUUCAGCAACUCCGUCCUGUCACACCUGAACCAGUUGCGCAUGCAGGGCCGCCUGUGUGACAUCGUGGUCAACAUUCAGGGCCACAGUUUCCGUGCCCACAAGGUGGUCCUUGCCGCCAGCUCCCCCUACUUCCGAGACCACAUGUCCCUCAGUGAGAUGAGUACCGUGUCCAUCUCAGUAAUCCGUAACCCUUCCGUAUUCGAGCAGCUACUUUCGUUCUGCUACACGGGUCGAUUGUGCUUGCAACUCGCGGAUAUUAUCAGCUACCUGACGGCGGCCAGCUUCCUACAAAUGCAGCACAUUAUUGAUCGCUGCACCCAGAUUUUAGAGGGCAUCCACUUUAAGAUCAGCAUAUCGGAUGUGGAGAAGGAGCUUGGGGGUGGAGCCUACAGAACCGCCAACCAAACCGAAUCAGGGAGAGGCGGGACGGCACUAACGGGGUCCUGUUCUGUAAGUCCCAGACAUAGCAGCUCUAGGUUGAUUAGCAACGCCGGAGGGGUGAUCAACAUCCGUGAUGUGAGGGAAGUCCACGAAAUCAGUCCUCCGGGGGAGUCCAUGAGCCCUCAGAUGGUGGAGCACAGCGGAAUUGGCUCGGAAGAGGUGGGAUCCGGGAAAGAGCCCAUUCUCCGUAUUAAUCGAGCUGGGCAGUGGUAUGUUGAGACGGGGACUGACGUGGACAGGGGCGGAGAAGAGACUGUGCGAGUGGUGGAGGGAUUUCGGAUUAAGACCGAAAGGAUGGAGGAGUGGAUGGGAGCAGAGACUCAGGCAUCGGCAGAAGAGGGCAGCGGGGCGGAGGAGGGGCCAACGGUGAUGAUUGACACCUCAGGACGUAGCACACUGCUGAAGGAUGAGAGAAGAGGGGGGAAAAGUUCCCAGCCUUCCAGUAGCUUCAGUGAGACGGAGAGGUUUAGUCCUACAGGAAGUGUGGUGGUGAUGGCUGACCGACAAAGAGCCAAGAGUGAGUCUCCGGGAAGAGUUGAUGACCAGAGACACCCCACCUCACAGGGAGAAGAACAAGCUGUGUUUGACAUGGGAGGAUACGAGGAGUACCUCCGAGAACAGGUAGGUGAUCGGUGGUUCCGCUACAACCCCCGUCUCACCUGCAUCUACUGCUGCAAGUCCUUUAACCAGAAGGGCAGCUUAGAUCGCCACAUGCGCCUGCACAUGGGCAUUACCCCCUUCGUUUGCCGUAUCUGCGGGAAGAAAUACACCCGCAAGGACCAGCUUGAGUACCACAUUCGGAAGCACACGGGAAACAAGCCCUUCCACUGCCACGUUUGUGGCAAGAGCUUCCCUUUCCAGGCCAUCCUCAACCAGCACUUCCGCAAGAACCAUCCUGGAUGCGCCCCGCAGGAGGUGUCCCACAGUGCCUCGCCCGAGACCACCAUGGUCACCUCCCGGGGAGGCCAGAACGAAGAUGAGUCGCCCACCCAGGAGGAGCCUGAGGGCAAUGGUGGAGGCGGAGGUGCCGGUUCGUCCUUUGGAGAAGGGGUACAACCUUCGGUCUCCACCACUGGGCCCGAUUAAAGGCUUCUCAGGGGGAAAAUCUCUAAAGGCAAAAGUAUACUUCUGCGAGACAGAACGGCACACAGAAAAAUUAAGUAUACCUUAGCCUUCAGAGUCCAUGGAGUCAGAGGACAAUGUCUUUGGAGACACCCAUGUCCUCGGCCUCUCACCAUCCACACUGAGAUAUUGCAGUAGAGUUGGAAAUUGGAGGUUCUCUUUCCUGUUGUCAACAAGGAACACAUAAAAAAGGGAGAAUCUUCUGCGUUAUACUCUGACGAAGUUUUGGACGAUUUGUUUUAUCUUUCGGGAUUUUUUUCAUUGACAGCAAAAAUGCAAAGAACUGUUUGCUAGAACUAGUGUUCUAUAGGGAUUAAUAAAUGGUAUUUCCGCUUUAAACCGCAUCUACCUUGACCAUACAGACUGAACAGGACGUCAACAAAUGAAGACAAGCCACACUCCAACAACCUCACACACCACUGGAUGCAGUGAUUUUUUUUGUUUUCUUCGUUUUUUUAAUUUUUUUAUUUUUUAAGCCUUUCCUGUCUUUUAUAUAUAUAUAUAUAUAUGUUACGUUGUUUUAUAUUUUUGUACUACUACUACUAAACGUCAGAAUUCAGGACAAAGAAAAGAGACAGUGUGGUCAAAUAACAUCGAAAUUGCCAAACUUCUCUGUGCCAGAUGGUGAAUUAUAAAAACAAAAGGAUGUCGUAGUCCUUCACUACUCUGCCUUGAGACAAUCUUGAUAAAUCAUUCUGGGGCUAGAUGUCGCACUCCCUAGCCAUGGCAAGCUUAGAAAAACGGGUUCAGUUUUUUUUAGGGACCCUCAGGUCUAACCCGACAUCAGAUUUUUUUUUUUUUUUCCCGUUUUGUUUUGUAUUAAGUGCCGAUAUGGCCUGCCAUAAAACCGAAACUCAUUGCUCACAAAUGUGCUAAAGGCCUCAAAGAGAACGCAAGUAUAUUCUAGCCUUAGAACUUUUCCGGGUUUAAAAGGCCAUGUCCACAUUUAUUUAUUUUCGCUUAAACGUUUCAGUUUCCGAACGUCAUCUUUUUCCUAAAUAUGCGGAAAUGCAGAGCGUUUUCGAAACGCUCUAUUUUCAGUGGAGGAAAAUGCCGUUCUAGUGUGGAUUAGUAUGGACAUGGCCUCAGUUACAGAAACAAUCAGCAUAUAAUUUUCCUGAUUUGAUGGAACAGUUCACCUAAAAAUAGAAAUUUUAAAUAACAAAUUCUGAUUAAAAAAAAAGAAUGUACUCAUCCCUAUUGUCUUUCCAAACCCGUAUGACUUUCCAUAUUAUGAAGGUGAAUCUUCAGGGCUCUCUAUCUUCAGAAUGACACAAAACCCAUCAUUUUGGGGCUUGACAGCCUAAGCCCUAAAUUUCUCAUUUUUGUUUUCCACUGAAGAAGUCAUAUGGGUUUGGAACAAAUUGGAGUUCCAAUUAAUUUUCAUAUUCAGGUGAACUUUCCCUUUAGCGUUGGUGGUAAUACAGUUAUAUAGGCAUGCAGGGGGAAAACGAUGGUAGAAUAUAGCAGUAGCAUAUGUAUUUAUUCAAAUUUACUUCCCAUUAAGAUCAUCGUACAAAACCCAGCUGCUGAAUGUUAAUGAUACAGUGAUAUAUAUAAAAACAGGAAACAAUUCAAUCUCAGAUAAGCUACAAUAACCGCACAGUUACCUCUCUCUCACAUCACUACGCAAUACCGAUCUGUCACACGCAGAUACGUCGAUGCACUCAACCGAAUUAAUUUUUUUCAGUUUCAUGUUUUAACUGCUUAUUUUUGUAGAUCAUUUGGAGAUUUCCAAGUCUCUCGAAUUUGUUAUACUGGUCUGACGAUAUUUUGUUUGUAAAAUGUGUUAGAACAGGGGGAAGGGUUCUCCCACAGGGCAAAACCUUCUGCCUUUUUGUAUUGAGUCAAAAGAAAUACGGAGACGAACCAAAAUGGACUUGAAAUGGUCGUCAAAGCUGUUUAAGAAAACAGAAACCGUAUGUCUGUGAUGAUUGGGAAACGAUAAAAUGCCACGGAAUGACUUUGAGUGUAAGAUUUCCCUUCAUCCAAAGGAUGGCACUUUAACCUUUUGAGGUCAAGUGCCUUUACACUUGGCCUACGAACAGAUGUUUCCAGUUGGUGCUAAUGACGUAAAUUUACUGAAGCUCUCAGUAACCAAAGGAACUGAAAUAUAUUGUGGAAGUCCUUAAACCCUUAAAGGAACAAUUCACCCCAAAUUGAAAAACCUUGUGUUCCAAACCCAUAUGUCUUUCUUUCUUCCAUGGAACACAAAUGGAGAUGUUAGGCAGAAUGUUGGCCUCAAUCACCAUUCACUUUCAUUGCAUGUAUUUUUCUCCAUACAGUGAUAGUGAACGGUAACUGAGGCUGCUUAACAUUACCUUUUGUGUUCUACAGAAGAAAGUAAGUCAUACAGGGCCCUAUUUAAGACCACUAAGUGCAGCGCUAUGCAAAACGUCAUACGUGCAAAGAUAGUGGGCAUGGCCAUGAAGUUUUGAUAUUUUUGUGCAAGCAUGCGCUAAGUCUAGGUGCAAGUGGGUUUGGCGAAAUUGCACGUGCGAAGCGCUAAUGGGCUGGGUUAAGUGCAGUUUAAUUAUGAGGUUCUUCUCAGGUUAUUGCACCGUCUGCAUCCUAUUACAUAGUCCAUUCCCUGUCAAGCACCAGCGAUACAAAGACAGCACAUUCAUAAGAAGUUGGUAGUGUAAAUGGACUGUAUGCAAUAAAUUGAAAGAAUAGAAAUAUGUGUUCUUUUGUGCAUUAACUUUGUCCAUGUUGAAUGUCAGGCAUAUUUCUAUGACAGUAACACACUUCUUUUAUAUGCAUGGAAAAUGUGGUUCUCGUCAGGAUUUGAAUGUAUGCUCUGUUAAAUUAUAGAGCAGUGGUUCCUAACCCUCUUCAUGGAGGCCCCCCGACACUACACGUUUUGUAUAUCUCCCUUAUCUGACACACCUAAUUCAGGUCGUGGAGUCUCCACUAACAAGCUAAUGAGUUGAACCGGGUGUGUUUGAUUAGGGAGAUAACCAAAAUGUGUAGUGUUUGGGGGCCUCCAGGAACAGGGUUGGGAACCACUGUUAUAAUGUUAGAAUUAUUAAUCAUUUUCAUCUACUGACACACAAAUUAUGGCUAGUAUUAACAGUGAUCGUAUCGGCUUCAGUGUUAAUCUCCUCAAUGAAAAUCGCUGACGAAAACUUUCGUAGAAGGGUUUUUUGAUUCUGUUAAUGAAUACGAGAAGAAAAAGACGCAUCAUGGUGAUAAUUAAACGAUUUUAUUAAAACAUACACUAUAUUGCCAAAAGUAUUCGCUCACCCAUCCAAAUAAUUGAAUUCAGGUGUUCCAAUCACUUCCAUGGCCACAGGUGUAUAAAAUGAAGCACCUAGGCAUGCAGACUGUUUCUACAAACAUUUGUGAAAGAAUGGGCCGCUCUCAGGAACUCAGUGAAUUCCAGCGUGGUACUGUGAUAGGAUGCCACCUGUGCAACAAGUCCAGUCAUGAAAUUUCCUCGCUACUAAAUAUUCCACAGUCAACUGUCAGUGGUAUUAUAACAAAGUGGAAGCGAUUGGGAAUGACAGCAACUCAGCCACGUAAAAUGACAGAGCGGGGUCAGCGGAUGCUGAGGCGUAUAGUGCGCAGAGGUCGCCAACUUUCUGCAGAGUCAAUCGCUACAGACUUCCAAAGUUCAUGUGGCCUUCAGAUUAGCUCAAGAACAGUGCGUAGAGAGCUUCAUGGAAUGGGUUUCCAUGGCCGAGCAGCUGCAUCCAAGGCAUACAUCACCAAAUGCAAUGCAAAGCGUCGGAUGCAGUGGUGUAAAGCACGCCGCCACUGGACUCUAGAGCAGUGGAGACGCGUUCUAUGGAGUGAUGAAUCACGCUUCUCCAUCUGGCAAUCUGAUGGACGAGUCUGGGUUUGGCGGUUGCCAGGAGAACAGUACUUGUCUGACUGCAUUGUGCCAACUGUGAAGUUUUGUGGAGGGGGGAUUAUGGUGUGGGGUUGUUUUUCAGGAGCUGGGCUUGGCCCCUUAGUUCCAGUGAAAGGAACUCUGAAUGCUUCAGCAUACAAAGAGAGUUUGGACAAUUCCAUGCUCUCAGCUUUGUGGGAACAGUUUGGGGAUGGCCCCUUCCUGUUCCAACAUGACUGCGCACCAGUGCACAAAGCAAGGUCCAUAAAGACAUGGAUGAGCGAGUUUGGUUUGGAAGAACUUGACUGGCCUGCACAGAGUCCUGACCUCAACCCGAUAGAGCACCUUUGGGAUGAAUUAGAGCGAAGACUGUGAGCCAGGCCUUCUCGUCCAACAUCAGUGUCUGACCUCACAAAUGCGCUUCUGGAAGAAUGGUCAAAAAUUCCCAUAAACACACUCCUAAACCUUGUGGAAAACCUUCCCAGAAGAAUUGAAGCUGUUAUAGCUGCAAAGGGUGGGCCGACGUCAUAUUAAACCCUAUUGAUUAAGAAUGGGAUGUCACUUAAGUUCAUAUGCGUCUAAAGGCAGAUGAGCGAAUACUUUUGGCAAUAUAGUGUACUUUUGACGAAGAUAUGACGAGAAACAAAUAUUACUGCAAGAUAUAAACAGAAAAAGAAACAUCUUAACAUAUGUUUAUUAAAGAAGAUAUUAGAUAUGGAUUAAUCUAAUCCAGCAAUCCAGUAUGUUUGGGAUUUCUCUGCUUAAGCUGCGCAAGUUGAACGCGCUGAACACCGGCAAAAUGAAACGCUUAAAAACGAGUGAAUGACCUCACUCAAACGCAUCAUAUUUUUACGUGAGAUUAAUCAUUACAUUCACAACAUACACUGGUGGCCAAAAGUUUGGAAUAAUGUACAGAUUUUGCUCUUAUGGAAAUAAAUUCACCAAAGUGGCAUUCAGCUGAUCACAAUGUAUAGUCAGAACAUUAAUAAUGUGAAAAAUUACUAUUACAAUUUAAAAAAAAAUUGAAACUACUUCAAAGAGUUGUCAUCAAAAAAUCCUCCACGUGCAGCAAUGACAUCUUUGCAGAUCCUUGGCAUUCCAGCUGUCAGUUUGUCCAGAUACUCAGGUGACAUUUCACCCCACACUUCCUGUAGCACUUGCCAUAGAUGUGGCUGUCUUGUCGGGCACUUCUCACACACCUUACAGUCUAGCUGAUCCCACAAAUGCUCAAUGGGGUUAAGAUCCAUAACACUCUUCCAAUUAUCUGUUGUCCAAUGUCUGUGUUUCUUUGCCCACUCUAACCUUUUCUUUUUGUUUUUCUGUUUCAAAAGUGGCUUUUUCUUUGCAAAAAGGCCUGCACCCCUGAGUCUUCUCUUUACUGUUGUGCAUGAAACUGGUGUUUAGCGGGUAGAAUUCAAUGAAGCUGUCAGCUGAGGACAUGUGAGGCAUCUAUGUCUCAAACUAGAGACUCGGAUGUACUUAUCCUCUUGUUUAGUUGUACAUCUGGCCUUCCACAUCUCUUUCUGUCCUUGUUAGAGCCAGUUGUCCUUUGUCUUUGAAGACUGUAGUGUACACCUUUGUAUGAAAUCUUCAGUUUUUUGGCAGUUUCAAGCAUUGUAUAGUCUUCAUUCCUCAAAACAAUGAUUGACUGAUGAGUUUCUAGAGAAAGCUGUUUCUUUUUUGCCAUUUUUGACCUAAUAUUGACCUUAAGACAUGCCAGUCUAUUGCAUACUGUGGCAACUCAGAAACAAACACAAAGACAAUGUUAAGCUUCAUUUAACGAACCAAAUAGCUUUCAACUGUGUUAGAUAUAAUGGAAGUGAUUUUCUAGUACCAAAUGAUCAAUUUAGCAUGAUUACUCAAGGAUAAGUUGUUGGAGUGAUGGCUGCUGUCUAGAUUUGAUCAAAAUGACUUUUUUCAGAUAGUGACAGUGCUGUUUUUUACAUCAGUAAUGUCCUGACUAUACUUUGUGAUCAGUUGAAUGCCACUUUGGUGAAUUAAAGUACCAAUUUCCUUCAGAAACAGCAAAAUCUAUGUCAUUCCAAACUUUUGGCCGCCAGUGUAUGUGCAAUAUUACAACUUACAUAUGCACAGACAAUGAAGCAAAUGAGCAGGUGAACUUGAACUAAGUUACACUAUAGUCAUUAUAUGUGUAACUUGCGCUGUGAAUACGCUGUAUCCGUAAAAAACACGUACACGCAAUGCAAUAUCCUAAACUGGCUAAACACUAAAAAUUAAGAACAGUCUCUAAAGGAUGAAGAAUUCAGAAUACAGUAGGUUAACUUCUAAAGCGGAGCUUAAAUGUCAAGUGUGUUCAUUACAUGCUAUUAUUUCAGGAGCUCAAACACACCCACUUGUGCUUUGCGCUGGCACAGAAAUUGCACUUAGAAUUAGCACUCUCAUAAGAUGUUGCGCACCGUCGUAGCGCGGUCAUGAAAAUAGAGCCAACAGGUUUUAAACAAUAUAAGGGGGAUUAAAUGGUGACAGAAUUUUCAUUUUUGGGUGAACUAUCCCUUUAAGAUUUGGAGGAACAAAAAAAGAGAUUUCAUCAGGCACUUAAAGGAAGGGUGGUGGUGUUUUUUUUUUGUUUGUUUUUUUUUUUUUGUCUUUUUAGAAUAUUUGUAUAUCUAUAUACAUGUGUCCUUAUGCAUAUUUAGACAAAUUUAUACUUAACUAUAAAGAGGCAGUUUUUAGUGAUCAACAAAAGCAAAGGCGUUUUAAGCGAAUUGUUAGCAAUUAUCAUUUUUUAUAAGGCUGUGAAUCACACUUGGUUGUGACUGUUUUUUUAGGAGAGGAUAUGAUGAAUAUUAUAAAAAACAGCUACUGAUUUUUCUGAGAGGGAUUUUAAGCACCUCACCUCAUAUCAAAACAGGUUUACAAACUUUUACCGUUACUCACGUUUGUGAACACAGGUCAGCAGGUAAACACUUCUUACAAAUAUCAGGAACUCACUGUUUACUUUUUGUGUUUACCUUUUUGGUUUGUACCAAGCAGUUAUUCUUUCUUGGAAUUCUGGCUCUGGGUAACUCGGGUCAUAUUUCAGAAAAAUGCAGCAAAAAACGUACACACAUAUGAACAUUUCCUCUCGAUGUAAAUACCCAUGCCUCAAGAUGCAUUCGAAGUGAAAUACAAUCCUGAAACUGUUUCAUUUCAACUUUGUUGUACAGUGCAGAACCCUGGUAAAUAGAAGAGCAUGUCGCUUUUAUUUGUCACAAUGCAACCUCAUAUUAAUAGAGAAUGGCAAGAGAAUUUGUCAGUAAACAACAUAAUCAUUACUUAUGUUAUGAGAAUAUGAAACGUUCUUUUUAUGGACUUUGCCCUUAAUUUUUUUUACAUUUUCGAUUCUGGGCAUGGGCCUGUUUUGUGUAUGCCAAUCAUAUAAGACUUGGGUGAUAGUGACAUAAAUGAUCUCUUUGUGAAUGAAUUAACUACAGUUUAAUAUCAAGGGAUCAAUAUCUGUAAUCAAGCAUUCCAAUUAUUGUACUGCACAUUUCAGCAGUCUAAAUUGAAUAUUAAUUUGGGUUUUGAUAAUGCUAAUGCUAAUUAAAUUUCAGCAUGUUUUCCCUUUGUGUAUAUCUAUCUUUGACCUUCAAAACUUUGAUGGCCAACCAACCUGCCUUUUUUGUUUUUUAACUAUAUUAUUAAUUCAAAUAUUAUGUGUUCAGCUUUUGUAUUUGUUUUUCAAGCUUUAAAUAACACGGCAGAGGAUAAAUGUGUCGCUACAGUGUAUAUAUUAGGCUUAAAUAUUGAAUUAAUGUUCUACUGCAGUAUAAUGGUAUUGAUUGAACAAUACCAAAUUAUGUCUAUUCAUAACACAGUGUUACAGAAUGUCUAGAUUGGUAUGGAACUACCUUCAAAGCAAUAUUUCCAAAGUUGCUUUUAAAAAAAAAAAAAAAGUGGCGCGAAAACAAAAAAUACACCUUAGCAAACACUGACUAAAAUUAAUUGGUUUCAAAAUCAGAUGUUAAAUAAGAAAAGAUUGUCUUUUCUGGAAGAAUUUUUAAAGCAAUCAUGCAUUUUGGCAAAUAUGAUAAAAAUGAACUGUGUAGCACUUUUCGAUAAGGUUCUGUUUGCCAACAUUAGAUAUAAUGAGCAAUAUGCUUUUACAGCAUUUAUUAAUCUUUUAUUUAAAAUAUGUAUUAGUGGGGCUUGGGUAGCUCAGCGAGUAUUGACGCUGACUACCACCCCUGGAGUCUCGAGUUCGAAUCCAGGGAGUGCUGAAUGACUCCAGCCAGGUCUCCAAAACAACCAGAUUGGCCCGGUUGCUAGGGAGGGUAGAGUCAUAUGGGGUAACCUCCUCGUCGCAAUUAGAGGUUCUCGCUCUCAAUGGGGCGCGUGGUAAGUUGUGCGUGGAUCGCGGAGAGUAGCAUGAGCCUCCACAUGCUCUGUGUCUCCGUGGUGUCAUGCACAGCGAGCCACUUGAUAAGAUGCGUGGAUUGACUGUCUCAGAAGCGGACUGAGACUUGUCCUCUGCCACCCGGAUUGAUGUGAGUAACCGCGCCACCACGAGGACCUACUAAGUAUUGGGAAUUGGGCAUUCCAAAUUGGGAGGAAAGGGGAUAAAAAAAAAUGUAUUAGUAUAUGUUAAAAUGAACUAACCAAGGUUAUUACAUGCUGUGAAAGUAUUGUUUAGUUUUUGUUUAUGUUAAUUAAUGUAGUUUACUAAUGUAAACAAUUCAACCUAAUUGAAAAGUGUUACGAUGAAUUUUUUUUUUUGUGUUCAUGAUCAAGCUUGUGAAACGUGAUAAAAUGCAUGUCUCUAGUUAGUUUUUCGGAAAACGGAAUGACAAUGCUGAGCCAUAACUUCCAAGUUUUUUUCAGUUGUGUCGCGUUAAAGUCCCUCUGGAGUAUUGUAAAAGCAACACAUUUGGGAUGAGGACACUUUAAUGCAAAUAGCCUACACAUUUAAUCAACACUUUGUCUGAAUAAGCAAGCAAACGUGACACUUUGUCAAAAAAAGUUGUCAAUUGUUUUCUUACCUUAGAGUCUUUGUACAUAGAAAUAAGACUUCUUUUCUACUGACCCUCAGUAGAAAUUGUUUAUUUGCAUGUUGUCUUUGUCUUUUGUAACGGCCAAACAUAGACGUUUUUUUAGGCAUCUAAAUUUGCACCAAGAGAAGCCAAAAGAUUGACCUUUACAAUUUGUCUUGCUAUAUUGUUUAGCUUGCAAAAAGCAAUAUAGUCUGUAAAGUUAUUUUCAUGUGUCUUAUGAAAUGUUAAUCACUUUAAUUUAAACCAUACCUUAAGAAAAUAUAUUAUUUUACAUAACCAUGAGAUAAAACAAAUUAUAAUAGGUAUUUUAUUGUUGAAAGUCCAAUUUCCAAAACACAAGCAUUAGUAUCUUGGAAAUCAAUUUGUCUAAUUUUAAUAGCAAUCCAAUGUAUUUAUUGAAAUAGUGAAUAUAUUCUGUUUGAAAAUUCUAGAAAUUAUAUAAUUAGUUAUUUGAAGUUUAUGAUUUACUCUAAAUUUGAAAGAAGACUUUGCCCUGAGUAAGAAUGAUUAGUCAUAAUGAUGUGAAUGCCAUUUUCACAAUAACCACUAUGUCUUUUUCUCAUUGGCAGUAUGUCAAGUCCAUUCUUUUAAAAAGAAAUAAAGCACUUUAAGUGUAACUGUGAAGGAUUUGUAAUUAUAUUCUUUAAAUGUAUAAUUAUGUACGCCCAGAUUGUGUGACACUGCUAAACCCAAAUUUCUAAUAUGAAAAAAUAAACCUGUUUUAUCCUUA
Molecule: messenger RNA, 11676 nt
Organism: Myxocyprinus asiaticus (Chinese sucker)
Lineage: Eukaryota; Metazoa; Chordata; Actinopteri; Cypriniformes; Catostomidae
Product: zinc finger and BTB domain-containing protein 37-like
Exons: 4
Coding region: 519-2084 (521 amino acids)
Biological process (GO): regulation of transcription by RNA polymerase II
Molecular function (GO): protein binding; RNA polymerase II cis-regulatory region sequence-specific DNA binding; DNA-binding transcription factor activity, RNA polymerase II-specific
Source: RefSeq, a predicted model, not a curated record